AUGGCCAAAGUCGCAUUUAUCACGGGUGGGAACGGCAUCACCGGCUCGGCAGUGCUGGAGUAUCUGGUACGAAACACGAGGCCCGACGAAUGGAGCCAGUUUAUCGUCACCUCUCGGUCUCCCUUCAAAACGGUCGUCCACGAUGAUCGGAUAAAGUUCAUUCCGCUCGACUUCAGCGAGGACGUCGACCGGCUGGUCGAGAAGAUGCGGCCCGUAUGUGGGCAGGUCACGCACGCCUACUUCUCGUCAUACAUCCACAGGGACGAUUUCAAAGAGCUGAACACGGCCAACGAGAAGCUGUUUUCGAAUUUUCUGGACUCGUUGCUCGCGGUGGCUCCUCGGCUCGAGAACUGCACCCUCCAGACCGGCGGCAAGCACUACAAUGUCCAUCUGAUGCCGGUUCCAUCCCCGGCACGGGAAGAGGACGACCCGCGAAGGGACAGUCCGAUUGGCAACUUCUACUACCAACAGGAAGAUUACCUGAUGGAGCGCCAGAGGGGGACAAAAUGGACCUGGAACGUCAUUCGACCAGAGGCGAUUGUCGGCUACACUUCCAAGCCCAACGGCAUGAACUCGGCCUUGACUUGUGCGCUGUAUCUCCUGGUGUGCAAGGAGCUGGGAGAAGAGGCGAGAAUGCCGACCAAUGCGCGGUACUGGGCUGGCUAUGACGACCUCUCCGAUUCGAGGUUGAUCGCUGAUAUGACAAUCUGGGCGUCGACCAAUCCAAGGACCGGCAAUCAAGCCUUCAACGUCGCCAACGGCGACUACUUCUCGUGGAGGUACAUGUGGCCGCGGCUGGCCGCCUACGUCGGAGCCCGCGCUUCAUCCGAGCAAAAGUUCAGCAGCAAGCCACCACUGCCAGCGACGGGAGAGGGAGAUGUGCAGCUUGACACGAGCUUCGCCGAGUGGGCCAAGGACAAAAGGGGCGUCUGGGACUGCUUGUGCGACAAGCACGGUUGUCCAGAAUCCAAACAAACCUGGGAUGCUGGAACUUGGGCGUAUCAGGACUGGGUCUUUCAGCGCACUUGGUCUGCCACAUUGAGCAUCAACAAGGCCAGGAAGUUUGGCUGGACCGGCCACAUUGACUCCUACCAGUCGCUCACAGACGCCUUUGACAAAUUUGUCGAGUUGAAACAGAUUCCACCUUUCAGGUAA
Fonsecaea multimorphosa CBS 102226 is the source of this 1155-nucleotide messenger RNA. RefSeq lists its product as uncharacterized. Bases 1 to 1155 code for a protein of 384 amino acids. NCBI's taxonomy places the organism in Eukaryota, Fungi, Ascomycota, Eurotiomycetes, Chaetothyriales, Herpotrichiellaceae. The transcript has a single exon. The record is from RefSeq and is a predicted model, not a curated record.